Molecule: messenger RNA, 1727 nt
Organism: Medicago truncatula (barrel medic)
Lineage: Eukaryota; Viridiplantae; Streptophyta; Magnoliopsida; Fabales; Fabaceae
Product: methyl-CpG-binding domain-containing protein 2
Exons: 7
Coding region: 704-1426 (240 amino acids)
Molecular function (GO): DNA binding; zinc ion binding
Source: RefSeq, a predicted model, not a curated record
GUGUGGCGGUGGCCCCUUUUUAACAACACUUGGGUCCGUCCCUGGGUUCCGCGCCAAUUUCCCAUUGUAUAAAUUGUUCAAUUCUUCUUUGAAUCAUUUCAUCAAACACAUUGCAGGCAUUACUAAAAUCCCCCUGAUUACAUCAACAUUUCAAUAAAAUUCCAUAGCUGGUGAUCACGGUUAGUUAUAACCCGCGCAACAACUGGUUAUUAGAGACACUCCAAACCAAAUGAAACCUCUUCGAUUUGACUAACGAAUGAGGAAGCGCAUUGCAGACACGCAAAGGAUGUUGUUCGUUUGAGUUAUGAACAUGUUAGGAUUUGGAUAAUGUUGUUUGUGUCUGUUUUUUAUGAAAGAGUUUGAAGAGAAAAUGUGAUGAAAAAGUUUAUUUCAUGAAAUUAGCAAGACAUGUAACUGAUGCACUGAAUGCAGAGGGGGAAUAUAAUUGGCCAUGAUGAGGUCCGAAGAAGGGUAUGAGGAUGUUAAAGUACACACCACAAGACAGAAUUGUGCAGAAUUCCUAUUAUAACGCAGGAGAGAUAGUGUGCGAUCCCAGAAAGGGACCUGGCCGCACGAGCCAAAUCCGUUCUGCUGUCAACUGUUGUCCAGAUCCAGAUCUUAAAACGGACCAGGUCUUCGCUCCUAUCCUCCUAAGUGCGCUUUUUGCAUUACUUUUUCCUGGUGUGAUUUCUUGGAAAAUCAAAUGCAUCGUCUUCCAGAUCACAUAUACGUUUCUUCUUCUUCUUCUUCCUCUUCUUCUUCUUCUUCUUCAGAUGAUGAUGAUGAAUAUAACCCUAUUACAAAUAGAGACAACACAAAUCAACUUGCCCAUGAUCCCCUUCUGUGUAGACCACCUCGGAGUUCAGCUCAUAGAGUUUUGCCAGUAGUUGGUGCUUUCGCUGUUCAAUGUCAUUACUGUUCUAAAUGGAGGUUAACUCCAACGGAGAAAAAAUAUGAAGAAAUACGUGAACAUAACCUUCAACAUCCUUUUGUUUGUGAAAAUGCUCGGGAGUGGCGACCCGAUAUUUCUUGUGAUGAUCCAGAGGAUGUUUCUCAGGAUGACAGUAUGAUUUGGGCUAUUGACAAGCCAGGAAUUCCACAGACUCCAGAUGGAUGGCAGCGACUGCUACAAAUCAGAGGUGAAGGAAGCAGCCAAUUUGGAGAUAUAUACUAUGAAGCACCAUCAGGCAAGAAAUUGCGCUCAAUGCCUGAGGUGAACAAGUUCUUGGCGAAUCAUUCAGAGUACACGACAGAUGGUGUUACAUCUGCACGGUUCUCAUUUCAAAUGCCUAAGCCCUUGCAAGAGAACUAUGUGAAGAAGAAGCGCUCUCAUGCUAAAUCUGUUGAACCUAAGCAAGGGAUUCCUGUUAGUCGUCCUGCAAAGAAGCAAGCAACUCAAAGUUUCAUCCAUAAAGAUGCAGUUUAGUGGAGAAAGAAGUCAACUGAAGGACCUGAUCAAAUUUCUAAAUCCCCUUUUUUGCAUUGAUUUUGGUGUAAGAUUGCAUCUUACUCUGUAAUAUUUCUUUUGAGUGGAGAAAUGUAUGAUUUUUGGAUUAUUGUGCAUGGUGAUAUGCGUGGUUGCAUCUUACUUUUGUUAAAAAUGAACUGCGAUAUUGGAGAAAGGCAUAGCUGGACAUGUAUUUUGCGGUAUGAACUGAGCAUGCCGAAAACGUGUAUGAUAUACUAUGACUUUGAGUUGAAAAGUACUUGUCUUAGUCUUUUGAGUA